GGCCGGGAAAGCUCUUCCCAGCUCUGAGCCGGCAGAUCCGGGUCUCGUGGUCUAGACUGACGUGGUCAAUCGAAUCAAAACAGAAGGGGAAAGGUUCCUGGGGCUGAGCCGCGGCUGCUUCUGCUGGUCGAGGAGCCGGAGCGAGAAGGCGGCAGCGGCAGUAGACACAGCACCAGACUCUAGGGCUAGGUGUUCACAGCCAAGUUUAGAUUUCUUGGCAUAAUCAUGGCAGAAGGUGGAUUUGAUCCCUGUGAAUGCAUUUGCUCGCAUGAACAUGCAAUGAGAAGGCUGAUCAAUCUGUUGAGGCAAUCCCAGUCAUACUGCACGGACACAGAAUGCCUUCAAGAAUUGCCAGGACCAAAUUCCUCUGGUGAUAACAGCAUCAGUAUUGCCAUGAUAAUGAUGGCCUGGGUGGUUAUCGCUCUUGUCUUGUUUUUGCUGAGACCAACUAAUCUAAGAGGAUCCAACAUGACUGGAAAACCAGCCAGUCCACAUAAUGAACAAGAACCACCAGCCCCACCUGUGGAUUAGACCUUGUAAUUCUGGAAAUGCUCAACCGCUAAACCCUUGCACGACCAAAUGAACACAAGUGACCAGAGUACUCAAUCUCAUUACUAUUUUCCUUUUGCAUUUACAUAAAGCAGGAUGAUAUUAUUUUGGUAUGGAACAGCUAGUAUCUAUUUCACUUUUAAAUUAAUUCUUGCUUUAUAUUUUACCAUUCCUAGUAGGUGAUGUUUGAAUAAACAAUAAGGAGCUGUAAGGGGUGGGGUUUUGGUUGUUGUUUUACUGUGGACAUUCCACUCAUUCUCUUUUUGUUACAAUGAUUACAAUACAUAAUUUCUCUGCAGUGUCUCUAGCAUAACUGAAGGAAAAUUCAAAUCCUUGUGCAUUUAUAGGCAUUAAAAGUUAUUUUUCAGAUUAAUUCUCUUUUUAUCCCUACAUAUUUUGGAAACUUAGUGGCAAACAUUAGCUUGAGUUUUGGGUAGAAAAAGUGAAGUUACUUUACCUUUACCUUGCUGUUCAGAGCAGCUUUAACUCUUUGGACCGCUAACCUAGUUUUUAGGGCUGUUGCAAAAGCAUGGAUCAACUACUGUAAUGAAUGUACAUCUAUGUGUGUGUGCAUAAGUAUGUGUCUGAGAAUUAUCACCAUCAAGAACUUGUCUGAUGUGUAAGGAAUUUACACAAAAGAUUAUCACCAAAAUGAAAUUAAAUACAUUCACCAAUAAAUGAACUCUCUGAUUAGUAUAUGUUUAAAGACAAGGAAGACUUGGGCAACUAAAUACUAAAUUCUAAAAGAGAAUUUGUUUACAAACUUUACAAAAAGAAAAAUCUAGUGACAAGUAUCCAUUACAAUUUUCUCGCCCGAGUAUAAUCUUAUAUUAAUCAAUAUCUUAAUUUUUUUACUGCAACACAUAACAAGAUCAAAAUGUUAUUAACCAAUCAUUAACUUCAGAAAGUUAUUGUCACUUACUUACAAUUUGGUUUUUACUUAUAUAUUGUAAAUAUAUAAGUAAAAGUAUAAUAUAUAUAUUACUUUCGAUUCUUAUCUGUUUGUUGUUGGAUUGUUCAAAACAGAUAUUGCAGGUGAAGAUCUAUGGUAU
Molecule: messenger RNA, 1601 nt
Organism: Gopherus flavomarginatus (Mexican gopher tortoise)
Lineage: Eukaryota; Metazoa; Chordata; Testudines; Testudinidae
Gene: SMIM14
Product: small integral membrane protein 14
Exons: 5
Coding region: 226-531 (101 amino acids)
Cellular component (GO): endoplasmic reticulum
Source: RefSeq, a predicted model, not a curated record